GCUGGCAUCGAGGUGCUUGUAUGCAGAGCACCGCUGAGCUGUCAGCUGCAGUCCUUGAAGGGAAGGGCUGCUUGCAGUAUUCUGCUGUGAGCUGAAGAUGCAGGCAGGUGGUGGGAGGACUGUGAUUACACUGAGCUAGGCACAAGAACCAGAGCCCAAGUCAGCAAACAACCUAUGGAUUCUGUGUAAAGUCUACCUCUGGUGUUAACUUCGUCUCCCCCUGUUGUCCAAACUGAUAAAAUACAGCACUCAGGAAUGAGCAGGGCAUUCCCUUCCUCUGUUAACUGGUUGACAUGAAGUAGACAGACACCUUCUGAAGUUUGUGCAUGCUGUGUUUUCUCUCCUUGCUGCAACAAGAAAAGUCUUUUCUUUUAACCUGACCUCGUUUGAAGAAGUGACUCAGACAUCUUCAUGGCCUCUAAAGCUGCACAGCACCAAAGAAGCAGAGGACUCCCUGGUUUUAUUCCUGGAGCAUCAGACCCAGAUGGCAGCCUUCAUGCCUCACCUUCCUGCCCAGGGAGCCAAGUGUGGCAGCCAAACCUCCCUCCACCUGGCAGUCUUCCUCCUGGUUUAGAAUAUUUAAGCCAGUUAGACCUCAUCAUUAUACACCAGCAGGUGGAGCUUCUUGGAAUGAUAUUGGGCACUGAGACCUCCAACAAGUAUGAAAUUAAAAAUGGGUUGGGACAAAGAAUUUACUUUGCAGUGGAGGAAAGCAUCUGCUUCAAUCGUACUUUCUGUUCGACCCUGAGAUCCUGUACUCUGAAGGUCACAGACAACUCAGGUCGUGAGGUGAUCACAGUAAACAGGCCACUGAGGUGUAACAGCUGCUGGUGCCCUUGCUACCUACAAGAGUUAGAAAUUCAAGCCCCUCCUGGUACUAUAGUUGCUUAUAUUGCACAGAAGUGGGACCCCUUUCUGCCUAAAUUCACAAUCCAAAAUGCCAACAAAGAAGAUAUUUUGAAAAUUGUUGGUCCUUGUGCAACAUGUGGCUGUUUUGGCGAUGUGGAUUUUGAGGUGAAGACCAUUAAUGAAAAGCUUACAAUUGGAAAGAUUUCAAAGUACUGGUCAGGAUUUGUAAAUAAUGUCUUCACAAAUGCCGACAACUUUGGGAUUCAUGUCCCUGCAGAUCUAGAUGUAACUAUCAAGGCAGCUAUGAUUGGUGCUUGUUUUCUCUUUGAUUUUAUGUUCUUUGAACACUCGCUGGCUGGAUUAUAACAAGCACCAUGAUGAAAAUAACAAAAUACGCAGAAUAUAUUUCAAAAUCCCUUGAGCUCUGGAUUUCAUUUCUGAAUGG
Molecule: messenger RNA, 1294 nt
Organism: Erinaceus europaeus (western European hedgehog)
Lineage: Eukaryota; Metazoa; Chordata; Mammalia; Eulipotyphla; Erinaceidae
Product: phospholipid scramblase family member 5
Exons: 9
Coding region: 412-1215 (267 amino acids)
Biological process (GO): plasma membrane phospholipid scrambling
Cellular component (GO): plasma membrane
Molecular function (GO): phospholipid scramblase activity
Source: RefSeq, a predicted model, not a curated record